AUGGUCCGCCAUACAAAGAACCUCGGAGCAAUCCACAUUGCCUGGGGAUAUGAUGACGCAUGCAUCGGAUACUUCUUCACCGUCUACGACGACCGCCUCCGCUGGCAGACAGGUCAAUCCUCUGAAGUUGACAGUAUUACCGAGAAGGUCUCGAUGGACGGCGGAGGGAACUACUUUGAUCUCAACACGUACCGAAUUGGAGGAUUUGGGCACAAGGUCUCGGAGAAGACGAUGUUUACGUUUAUGAGACGAUAUGGGAUUGAUCCGGACAAGAUCAAGAGCCAUGACGGCGGUGUGGGUGAAGGGACUGGGGGUGUGAAGGAAUGCGCCAAUUCGGAGUGUCGUAUGUUGGAGACUGAGACUGCGCACAAGAGAUGUGCAAGGUGCAGGAAUGCUUGGUAUUGCUCAAAGGCGUGUCAGACUACCGAUUGGAUCUCGCACAAGGUCAUUUGUAUUGAGGCUUGA
Messenger RNA from Linnemannia hyalina, 465 nucleotides. The record is from the annotation of a GenBank genome assembly. Lineage: Eukaryota; Fungi; Mortierellomycota; Mortierellomycetes; Mortierellales; Mortierellaceae.